Messenger RNA from Didymosphaeria variabile, 807 nucleotides. RefSeq lists its product as uncharacterized. NCBI's taxonomy places the organism in Eukaryota, Fungi, Ascomycota, Dothideomycetes, Pleosporales, Didymosphaeriaceae. The transcript has a single exon. Bases 1 to 807 code for a protein of 268 amino acids. The record is from RefSeq and is a predicted model, not a curated record.
AUGGCUCCUAGUCUGAGCAUGACGCACAUUGGCACAGCCACAGCCAUCCUCCAUCUCAACGGCGUCAACUUCAUCACGGAUCCAUUUUUCUCACCUGCUGGUUCCUCUAUGGCUAUUACAUCAAAGCUAUCAUUGACCGUCUCUGAUGAUCCUGGACUGCGACUUGACCAACUUCCUAUCAUCGACGCGGUACUACUCAGUCACGAGGACCAUUGGGACAAUCUCGACGAUCUUGGUCGACGCCUCUUGGAUGGUCGUCGUGUCUUCACCACUGUAGACGGUGCAAAUAAUCUUGCCCCUCGGCCAUCUGUCCAUGGUAUGAAGCCGUGGGAAGAAAUCCAAAGCACGAUCGCUGGCCAGAAGUUCCGAAUCAUAGCAACUCCAACUCAGCACGCCCGCGGUCAGGAAUGCACUGGUUUCAUUGUCACUUCAGAGACGAUGGGGCAGCACAAAGAUGGCCUACCCAAUGCAAUCUACUUCUCGGGAGAUACCGUCUACUUGAAAGAAUUGAAGCAGAUUGGAGAUCGAUUCCACAUCUGCGCGGCUAUCCUGAACUUGGGCAAUGCUCACGUGCCCGAGAAUUACGAAGAGCCGGAGUCUGGUGGUGCCUACCAGGUUACGAUGGAUGGGAAGCAAGCCGCGCUCCUGAGUCGAGAUAUCAAGGCUGAUGUUAUUGUACCUAUGCACUAUGAGUCGUGGGGGCAUUUUACGCAGUUUGGAGAUGAGCUCCGUCAAGCUUUUGAGGCCGAGGGCGUUAGUGAUAAGGUCUGCUGGCUUAAGCUAGGAAAGGAGGUUCAAGUACUUUGA